Molecule: messenger RNA, 1257 nt
Organism: Desarmillaria tabescens
Lineage: Eukaryota; Fungi; Basidiomycota; Agaricomycetes; Agaricales; Physalacriaceae
Exons: 5
Coding region: 1-1257 (418 amino acids)
Biological process (GO): tRNA dihydrouridine synthesis
Cellular component (GO): cytoplasm
Molecular function (GO): tRNA dihydrouridine synthase activity; flavin adenine dinucleotide binding
Source: RefSeq, a predicted model, not a curated record
AUGUCACGACGAGCUCAUUCCACUUCUCCGCCUAGAAAUGCAAAACGCGCUAAAAUAGAGCAUUUGACAUCCGAUGACUUCAAGAAUGGCAUUUUUCUGGCACCAAUGGUGCGCUCUGGUGCUCUUCCUACCCGUUUAUUUGCGCUGAAGCAUGGUGCUACUUUAGUAUGGGGACCAGAAACCGUGGACAAAGCUAUUCUUCAUGCGACAAGAAACGUUGAUCCUGUCACUGGCGUUAUAACGUACGACGGGAAAUCCAAGGCUAUUUUCUCCACCCACCCAAUCGAAAAGCCCUACUUGAUCUACCAGAUUGGAUCAUCGGACCCUGAAUAUGCUGUCAAGGCAGCCCAGACUGUCAUGAACGAUGUUUCCGGUAUAGACCUCAACUGUGGAUGCCCCAAGCCAUUCUCCACCCACGCCGGAAUGGGAGCCGCUCUCCUCACCAACCCUGAUCUCCUAUGCUCGAUAUUAACGGCACUGCGGACCGUUAUGCCCCCGGAAAUCACAGUCUCCGCCAAAAUCCGCCUAUUGCCUUCUCAAGAAGAGACGCUGAAGUUGGUGGAACGGAUAGUUAACACUGGUGUUUCCGCGCUGACGGUUCAUUGCCGGACGAGGAAUAUGAGGGAUAGGGACGCGGCUCUGAUUGAAAGGCUGAAGGAAAUUGUUAAUUUUGUUGAGGGAUUGGGUAAAGGCAUUGCAGUCAUAGAGAACGGCGAUUGCCUUAGCGCUGAAGAUGCAAAGAGAGUAAGAGAAACUACAGGUGCUCACUCAGUGAUGAUUGCACGAGCCGCAGAAGCUAACCCCACAUGUUUCUCGAAUACUCCAUUAACUGACGUGGAACAGACCUUGGUCCCGGAUUACCUUCGUCUUUCGCGAUACCUUAAUAACCAUUGGAGCCUGACAAAAUUUUGUGUUUCUCAAUUUAAAGGCCACCACGUCAACUACACCAAGAAGCAGGAACAUGCCUUACGGGAAGCCAUUGUCAAAAGCCGUAGCUUCGAUGAGGUCGAGAAUAUCGUUGGGUCCUGGACUGGAGAACAAGUAUUCCAGGACAUUGCAGCUGCUAUCGAGGCGCGUCCAUCAAGACGGGUCGAACACGAGACCGAGAUAGAUGGAGAUGUCACACCGCAAGGCACGCAGAAUCCCGAACCCCCCACAUCGAAGGCUCCAUUCAUGACUGAGUUCAUUCGCACCGCCCUCCCAGCCCUGAUAUCUGGUAGAGAUCCGCUUACACCAACGCCCGGUGUCACAUCGUGA